This is a messenger RNA of Hevea brasiliensis (rubber tree), 632 nucleotides long. RefSeq names its product protein Asterix. Gene Ontology annotation, cellular component: endoplasmic reticulum membrane. The transcript has 3 exons. The record is from RefSeq and is a predicted model, not a curated record. Lineage: Eukaryota; Viridiplantae; Streptophyta; Magnoliopsida; Malpighiales; Euphorbiaceae. Bases 88 to 417 code for a protein of 109 amino acids. Gene Ontology annotation, molecular function: protein folding chaperone. Gene Ontology annotation, biological process: protein insertion into ER membrane.
ACGACUAACUUAACCAGUUAAGCCUCAAUCUCUCCUCUUUUCGGUUGCGAAUUGCGAUACAAACACAGAAAGAGAGAGGGAUCGGGCAUGUCGUCACACAACAAUUCUUCAUCGUCGGCGAACGAUCCACGCCAGCCAUCGGCGGCGAAGCCUUACGCGCCGCCUAUGGUUUUGCCUCAAGAUCUUCCUGUCGAUUACGCUGGUUUCAUCGCCGUUAUUUUCGGAGUUGCUGGCGUCAUGUUCAGGUACAAGCUUUGCUCAUGGCUUGCAAUCAUAUUUUGUGCCCAAUCACUUACCAACAUGAGAAAUAUUGAGAAUGAUCUGAAACAGGUUUCCAUGGCCUCCAUGUUUGCAAUCAUGGGUUUGGUGACAAACUACUUGGGGCCUACACGACCCAGUGCACAAACACAAAAGUGAGAUUCCUUCACUGAGAGAUUAGAAGAGAAAUAGUGACAAUUUAGGUCCUUUUCAUUUAAUGAUAAUUAUUGAUUCUGAAGGCUAAGUUUAUUGACUGGUGAGUGCUGAUGUUACGAAUAUGGAGGGAACUGUGUACCUAUAAUGUUGAAAUUCGUGUCUCGACUCAAGCUUUGCAAUUUCUCUAGUUUGAAAUGCUUUAACAAUAUUUUCUCAAA